Ustilago hordei is the source of this 516-nucleotide messenger RNA. RefSeq lists its product as uncharacterized. Bases 1 to 516 code for a protein of 171 amino acids. The transcript has a single exon. Gene Ontology annotation, biological process: post-translational protein targeting to endoplasmic reticulum membrane. The record is from RefSeq and is a predicted model, not a curated record. Gene Ontology annotation, cellular component: TRC complex. Lineage: Eukaryota; Fungi; Basidiomycota; Ustilaginomycetes; Ustilaginales; Ustilaginaceae.
AUGACAGACCAGCUCCAAGCGCUUCGCGAUCAGAUCGCAAUAAUCGAGCAGCAAGAAUCCACCCUAACCCUCCCCAAACUCACCAACGACAUUGCACUACACCUCGGCCUCGAGAUCCGCAACAUUUUUCAAUCCUCCUUCAACCCAGAACAAGAUGGCAUCGUCAUCUCUAUCUCCCUCUUCUCCGAUCAAACCCUCUUCGCUUGUUCGGUCGGUAACCCUCUCAAACUAGGCCCUGAUAAUUGGAACUGGGUUCGACGAAAAGCAAACACAGUCAAGAGAUUCGGCCGUUCAAGUUUCUUAGUGGGCAGAACAAGGUUAGCAAAGGGAAAGGAUUUGGAUGGUUUAGGUGAGGAUUAUGCUGCUCAUGGUGGCGGAUUCCCGUUGAGGGUGAAGGGAAUGGACCUUGCGCCGGUGGGUGUCGUGGUUGUGUCCGGGUUGAAACAGGAAGAUGAUCAUCAGUUGAUUGUGGAUGCUCUGGCCAAGUUGAUCGAGCAAUCGUCAGUCGAGGGCUAG